This is a messenger RNA of Contarinia nasturtii (swede midge), 2496 nucleotides long. Its product is annotated as probable serine/threonine-protein kinase DDB_G0282963. The record is from RefSeq and is a predicted model, not a curated record. NCBI's taxonomy places the organism in Eukaryota, Metazoa, Arthropoda, Insecta, Diptera, Cecidomyiidae. Bases 26 to 2020 code for a protein of 664 amino acids. The transcript has 4 exons.
GUUUAGAAAUCGUGGAAGCAAUAAUAUGAUACGUUAUAAGUUUUUAUUAUUUUUAAUUCUGUUACCCAUAUUAACAAAAUCAAAAAAUGUUCAUCAAAAUUAUCCAUCAUCGUUGGAAGAUGAUGAAAAUGCACCUCUGCCCUUUUUGGAUCAAGUAGCACAAGCAAACACAUGGAAAUCACAAAAUCGCGUUAUAUCGGCGACAUACACGGGAGAUCCACAAACAGGUCGCGUUGAUCAUGCAAAUCUGGUAAUAAAUGUGGUGCCACGCACAAGUGUAAAGCCAGCCGAUGUUGAUUUAUAUGCAUCACACACUUUGGCCAAUGCAAAAACUGCCGAAGAAUAUGUGAACAAAGCACUCGAAAUGAAAACUAAAUAUGAUCACACCACACCGUCUUCGUCUUUCGUAAAAUAUGACAUAUAUGAAGCUGAAAAAACAAAAUUGGUUCCAGUCGUAUCUACACCGAGCCACGUGACCGAACCAAUGUCGCACAAAGAAGAUGUGUCUGACAUGACCAAAUCGGCCAGUGAUUUUUCGGAAUAUUCACUUGACCACCCGCAAGAAUAUGUGCAUCAAACAACAACUACAACGUACAAACAUCCAGCACUAUCCACACAAUUCAAAGAUUUAGAUUCGUCAAAUUCCGAUUACAAUCACAAUUACAAUUACUUAUCGUCUAUUGCACAUCACAAUUAUGAUCCGUAUGAUUCGAUAAAGCAUAUAAAUCACGAUAAUCGAAAUAAUAUGGAUGAUGUUAUGCGUAAAUUGGCCGGUUAUCCAAGCAAAGAGGAUAUGAUAAAGUACAUUGAAAGAGCUGUUAAAAAAUAUCUCAGAGAAUUCGAUUUAGCUGGAAGAUUGACAUCAUCACCAUCAUCACCAUUGAGUGGAUCGUCAAGCGCACAGGCUGAAAUUAAGACUUACUAUCGAUUUCCAUCAUCGACAACAGCAAGCCCAAUUGAAUCGACAAAACUCUACAAUGCUGGAAUUCAUUCGGAAUUUUUCAAACCAACAAAAGGAAGCUCAUCAAAACCAUCUUAUUCCACAAUAAAACCAUUCACAUUUGAUUACUCGCCGGAAGGUGUUGAUUUAACAAUUCCAAGCAAAAAACGACCAAAACCACUUGAUUUAUCAGCACUUGAUGUGGGACAGUCAUGGUCACAUCCACCGUCAGCACACGCCUCUGAACCAGUUGUCACAUACCGCAAAAAGAAGAAACCAAAGAUUCACAUGAAUUCACAAACCUAUCAAGACAUUAAUUCACUUCCAUAUUUACCGAAUCGAGGACUGAUCUACGAUGAAUAUAGCCCAUUUUCAACGGCAACUUCAAUCAUCGAUCAUCCGAGCGGCAACAGUCACUAUUCAUCGCAUAAGGACCAUCCGGUUGGAGCAUCAAUUUCGUUCGGUGGUCAUUCACAUGAAUCAAAACGUCAUCGUCAUCAUGGUCACGGUCAUCAUCACAGCUCACAUUCGCAUCAUCACGAUCACGACGAGAAAUCGAAUUUCGUACCAUCAAUGCAAGUAGUGAACGGCAUACCUGUAACAAAUCCAUAUAAAUUCAAUAUGGAAACAUUAAAUGACAUAUUUGAUGGUGGCGCGGAAAAGAAUAAAUUUUCAUUCACCGAUGAUUUUGGUCCGUCCACAGGCGCAAUUUGGAAUCCAUAUAACAUUGAUUUAAACACUCUCACCAGAGACAGCAGUGGCAGCGGUAGCAGUUCAACUUAUGCGUUCGACAGUUACAAUCCAAAAUUCAACAAUAAUCCAGAAGAUACAUUUUUCGAUCAAUAUCGAUUUGGUGUGUCUGAUUGGGACACAGAUGGAUAUCCAUCACGUCAACGUGGAACAAUCGGUUCGGAUAUGUUCACAAGUGGCACAGCGCAACGUUCGAAAAAAGUCCCAUCACCAAAUAGCAAACGAGCUGUUACAAAACUCAUUCCAAAACCAAAGCAAAGGGCCCCAAAACGAAUUACACAAAGCAAAGAGCCCGAUAGAGAUUUAAUGCCACCACCAGCUAAAAUUUAAUUCACAUUAAUUUAUCACGAAUGUAAUUUAAUACCAAAGAUUGUAGUAGAGUUUAUAUGUGUUUCUGUAACGAACACAUAUCGUUUAUAAUGUUCAGGAUUUUCAUUUUGAUUGAAUACAAUCGAUUGAAAUUGAAUCGAUACUUCAAUGUCAGUGCAGAUUGUAAACUGAUGCAACGAAAAUUCCAUGUCUGUAAAACAAAAGUGAAAAAGCACAAUGAACGAAAACUUGCCAUUUUUUAUACAUUUCUAUUUAGUGCUGAAUUUUCAUGGCUCAUUACUUGCGGACACUCAUGUUUAUAAUAUAACAUUCGCUAUGAUUCUAUUCGAAUUUAUUGACGUGAAUUCUCUACUUGAAAUUCGAUUUAAAAAAAAAUACAUUCAAAAGUUUUCAUUGUGCUUUUGAUCUAUUGAUGCAGAACCCAUCAUUUUUGCUAGGACGACAAACUAAUUAGAUCAUAUUCGAUAAAAAAAAAC